Molecule: messenger RNA, 3004 nt
Organism: Alosa sapidissima (American shad)
Lineage: Eukaryota; Metazoa; Chordata; Actinopteri; Clupeiformes; Clupeidae
Gene: zeb1b
Product: zinc finger E-box binding homeobox 1b
Biological process (GO): anatomical structure development; regulation of transcription by RNA polymerase II
Molecular function (GO): RNA polymerase II cis-regulatory region sequence-specific DNA binding; DNA-binding transcription factor activity, RNA polymerase II-specific
Source: RefSeq, a predicted model, not a curated record
AGGAGGUGACUCUCCGGCAGCAUUUCCACCGAGCGAAAGGAUCAUGGCGGAUGGCCCCAGGUGUAAGCGCAGAAAGCAGGCGAAUCCGCGGAGGACUAGCGUAAGUAACUACAGCGCUGUGGUGGAGGGCAGCUCGGAUUCUGAUGAUGAGGACAAGCUGCACAUCGCUGAGGAGGAAGGCAGCCUCCCUGAUGGCGAGAGCGUUGCCCCCGACGACGACCCCAAUGGAACUGUCGACCCCGAGGACAGGUGGGAUGAAGCGGUGAAGGAGGAGUGUGUGUCAGACGGAGAUGAUGAACGCAGCAGAGACGCUCUGGUGGAGGAGAUUCUGCAGUCGGGCGACACGGCCAUCAUCUACCCCGAGGCGCCCGAGGACGAGCCAUCACAGGGAACGCCAGAGAACAACGAAAAUGGCACUCCGGACGCGUUCUCCCAGCUGCUGACCUGUCCGUACUGCUCGCGGGGCUACAAGCGCUACGCCUCGCUGAAGGAGCACGUGAAGCUGCGCCACGAGAAGAGCGAGGACAACUACAGCUGCUCGCAGUGCUCCUACACCUUCAACCAGCGCGCACAGCUCGACAGACACAUGAGCGCACACAAGAACGGCCGAGACCAGCGUCAUGUGACUCAGUCUGGGGAACGGAAGUUUAAGUGCACUGAAUGUGGCAAAGCCUUCAAGUACAAGCACCACCUGAAGGAGCACUUGCGCAUACACAGUGGAGAGAAGCCGUACGAGUGCUCCAACUGCAAGAAGCGCUUUUCCCACUCGGGCUCCUACAGUUCCCACAUCAGCAGCAAGAAGUGCAUCGGCCUGCUGUCCGUCAACGGCCGGUCCCGUCCCCUCGUCCCUCCGGGUCCAGACUCGUCCCCACCGCCGUGCCCCGAACCCUCCCCGCCCCGCGAGAAGCCUGCCAAGCCCGCUGUGCCACGGGAGCCAAUCUCCAUCGCCCACAUCAAAGCGGAGCCUCUGGAAAGCGAGCUGAAGCCCUCUGUGCCAACGGUGCCCGCCGGUGCCAACACCACCACCACCACCACCACGGCGGCCGCGCCGGUGCCCGCCUCCGCUCCAGCUGUGCUGCCCACCGUGGGCCUGGUAUCGCCCGUGAGCAUCAGCCUGGCGCAGCUGCAGAGCCUGCUGAAGGCGGAUCCCGCGGGGCACGUGGUGGCAGCGCCAACGCCACCCGGGCCGCUCAUCCAGACCAUCAGCCUGCCGCUGCUCGACCAGGACGGCCACGCCAAGAUCCUCAUCAACUACAGCCUGGACCCGGGGCCCGGCGCGCAGACGCACGCCCGUGCUGCAGCUGAAGAAGGAGGCGGGUCGCCGUGGCGACGGCGCCCCCGACGACGGCGCACAACAACCCCCGCGCACGCGCCGGUCUGCAAGCCGGAGAGAGAGGCCGAGGACCUGACGCUGAGGAAGAGGAAGAAGAGCCUGGACGAGGAAGAGCAGGAGAAAGAGGAGGAGGAAGCGACGAAGGUCGGAGGCGGUCGUCAACGGCGAGGAGCGGUCACCGACGGCCGGUGCGACUCGGUCGCCACGGCGACGACCCCGGGCGAGAAGAGCCUGCAGUCAGUGCUGAAGGCGUACUACGCGCUGGACGCAGAGCCGGCCACGGCGGAGAUCGGCCGCAUCGCCGCGGCGGUCAGCCUGCCGCCCAGCACGGUCACGCGCUGGUUCCGCAAGAUGCAGCCAAACGGCCCGCGCACAGUACCCGCCAACACAAGCCCCUCAGGCGGCGACGCGGCCUCGCAGAGCUCCGAUGUGGACAUCUCGCCCCAGCUGACGCCGGACCCAACGCCCUCAUGUUCGCGGUCACCGUCACCCUCGCCACAAGCGCCCGCGGUCAGCCAAUCGCAGCCCAGCUCCUCCCCUCCGAGUCCCGGGGGACCCCUGAACCUGUCGGCCGACGGCCCCAUCCCGUGCCGGGGCGGCCUGGCCGACGGAGAGGGGCCCCUCGACCUCUCGCUGCCAAAGGCGUCUCCGCGGGCAACGACCCCCAACCAAGCCAGCCCGCCGGCCAUGCAAGACGAGCCGCUGAACCUCACCUGUGCCAAGAAAGAUGCCACGUCGUCCCCCAUCACCGCCGACUGUCCCUCAGUGCCCGCCGCCAUGGCCGGCCCCAUCAGCCUGGUGGCCACGCAGUUGCCCAUGUCUACCCUGGUGGCCAUCUCUGACCAGGGCGGCGCCAAGACCAUCCUCAUUCCCCAGCUGGCCUACACCUACGCCACGCCCACUGGUGACACGCUGCCCGACCAGGCCAAUCACACACAAGUGCUGCAUGUCAAUGGUCAAGGAGGAGAGGAUGAUGCCAGCGUGGAGAGUUCUGUAAUUGUGGUGCAGGAGGAGAAGAUGGACGUUGGUGUGGAUGGUGUGUCGGAGGAGCAGAAUGACUCGGACUCCGGUGCGCCCAGGCGAAAGAUGCGUCGGACGGAGGGGGGUCAGUACGCCUGUGACCUGUGUGACAAGAUCUUCCAGAAGAGUAGCUCCCUACUCCGCCACAAAUAUGAACACACAGGCAAGCGUCCGCACGAGUGUGGCAUCUGCAGCAAGGCGUUCAAACACAAGCACCACCUGAUCGAGCACACGCGCCUGCACUCGGGCGAGAAGCCCUACCAGUGCGACAAGUGCGGCAAGCGCUUCUCCCACUCCGGCUCCUACUCGCAGCACAUGAACCACCGCUACUCCUACUGCCGCAAGGACGCGCCGGGCAACGCCGGACGCAAGGAGUCGCCCACGGCGCCCACGCCAACGGGGGCGGGUCGGCCCCCGCGCAGCCCGGCGGUCACCGAGGAGCACCGGUCGCCGCUGCGCGACUCGGACGAGCGGGACGAGAGCGAGGAAGGCGACGGGGAGGAGACGGCGGCGUCCGGGAGCGUGGUGGACGAGGACGAGAUCCAGGUGGUGCGCGUCGGAGACGAGGGGGAGGAGGAGGACGAAGAGGAGGAGGAGGAGGUGGAGGAUGGAGAGAUGAUGAAGGUGGUGGUGAUGGAGGAGGAGAGAGAG